UGUGGUAGAGAAAGUAAAAUUUUGAAGAAAAUAUGUGCCGACAAAGGAAGAGUUCUUGCAAGAGAAUACGUCUUCGUGUUAUUCUUAGAUUUACACUUUUAAUCAGUGUGACUUUUGCCACCACUGGAGAUACCAAAAAGAUAUCUUCUCGCGUCGUUACAACAAAGUAUGGAUCUCUACGAGGUUUUGUAAAGACAUUUCCAAAUCGCCAGUGGCGUCCAGUAGAGAUAUUCCUGGGUGUGCCUUAUGCUAGACCUCCUAUAAAUACUUUAAGGUUCAUGCAUCCCGUAACACCUGCUCAGUGGCGUGGAGUGCAACAAGCAGACGAAUUCAAGGCUGUCUGUAUCCAAAAACUACCGGACAUCAAAAAUGAAACUGAAGCUUUAAAGAGAAUGCCAGUUGGGAGAAUAGAAUACCUCAAACGUUUACUUCCUCUAUUAAAAAAUCAGAGUGAAGACUGUUUAUACCUAAAUAUCUAUGCUCCAGCAACUGGUAAGUUAUUCUUUAUAGAUUUUAUUAAUUUAUUCGUCAUAAAUUUAGGGAAAUAAAGCAUUUAAUCAUUACAUACACUUUUACCGUCAACAUAAAAAUUAGGAAACAUAUAGGAAAUAAUUAGA
Messenger RNA from Parasteatoda tepidariorum (common house spider), 617 nucleotides. NCBI's taxonomy places the organism in Eukaryota, Metazoa, Arthropoda, Arachnida, Araneae, Theridiidae. The record is from RefSeq and is a predicted model, not a curated record.